This is a messenger RNA of Nymphaea colorata (pocket water lily), 1477 nucleotides long. RefSeq lists its product as uncharacterized. The record is from RefSeq and is a predicted model, not a curated record. The transcript has 9 exons. Bases 302 to 1162 code for a protein of 286 amino acids. Lineage: Eukaryota; Viridiplantae; Streptophyta; Magnoliopsida; Nymphaeales; Nymphaeaceae.
AGCCCACUUUCGUCGGAAGUUUAGUACGAAUUGGUAGCAACUACAACCAUCGGACCUCGUUAGUCGUUAUGGAAAAGAAAUGGGUAAGUGGCUGUUCGAGUUAGGGAACAGAACAUUUUUUGGGCUUACGAAUUCUCAAUUUCUCAUGCAAGCAUGGACCUAGCAAUCCGACUUUAGCAUGAAGAAGACCUUGCUACCAGUUAAUACAAAGUGGCCCUCCUCUCCCCACGGUCGGCCAAUCAGUGAGGAAAGUGCUGAAUCAGGAACAAGUGAAUAGCGCCUCGUCACUUGGACAACCAAGAUGCAAGACGACAGGUUAAACUCUCCAAGUACUUCUGCAAUUAGUUUCGAUGUUAUGGGCCAAAAUCUUCUUUUCUCUCAGGAUCCAAAUUCAAAGCAUUUGGGGACUACUUUGUGGGAUGCCUCCAUGGUAUUCGUUAAAUUCUUGGAAAAGAAUUGCAGGAAAGGGCAGUUUUGUGCUGAGAAGCUGAAAGGAAAACGAGUUGUUGAACUUGGAGCUGGUUGUGGACUGGCUGGAUUUGGCAUGGCAAUUCUGGGAUGUGAUGUUAUAUCAACAGACCAAGUUGAAGUCUUGCCCCUGCUUAUGAGAAACGUUGAGCGGAAUACUUCGAGGAUCACACAAGCUACAGGAAAUUCGUGUUCAGCCUCUUUCGGUUCCAUUGAGGUGGCAGAACUGGACUGGGGGAACCAAGAUCAUAUAAGAGCUGUUGAUCCUCCCUUUGAUUAUAUUAUUGGCACAGAUAUUGUCUAUGCUGAGCAUCUCUUGGAGCCACUUUUCAUGACAAUUCUUUCUCUAUCUGGACCUCGAACAACAAUCAUGCUGGGAAAUGAACUCCGUUCUACCACAUUGCAUGAAAAAAUGAUGAGAAUUUGGAAGAGCAUUUUUGAGGUGAAGCAGGUCCCCAGAAAAAAGAUGGAUAGCAAGUACCAACACGUGAACAUCCAGCUAUUCAUAAUGAAACCAAAAUGUCAGACGGGAAAUAUAGGAGGUGCACACCAGAUGCUCAAUUUGGAGGACGGAGGACCUGGCUGUGUAAAGAACAAAAGUCUAGAGGUUAUAGGUGGUGAAAGUGCUAAUGAGGAGGAAUUUGCUAACGACAAUGAAGAGAUAGAUGGAGAAGAAGAGGCAGCAAGCAGCUAGUUAUCAGAUGAAUGGGAGGUGAGGAGAUCUGGUGCAUUGGCUGCUGCUCUACUUAAAAACGUAAUGAUUAAAUGAAAGAGAGGACUCACAAAUUUUUUUAACUUGGUAACCAGUUCAUGGCAGUUUAUCCUCAACAAUGCAUACCAUUGUGACAAUUUUUGGUUUGCAAUUAAUCAAUUUACAACACGCUUAUUUAUCAUCAGUUCUUUGAGGAAUUUUGUUGUGUACUACAAUUAUGAGAUAAUAUACUGGUUUGAGGUUUUCUGUAUUUUGAAACUUUAUUAUUAGGUAGUUAUUUGAAUUUUUAAAUACUUA